GGGGAGCGCCGCACCGCGCCGCGCCGCACCGCACCGCGCAGCGCCGCCCUGCGUAGCGCGGUAGCACCUGCAGCUGCUCUGCGCCUGAACGGGCUCAGACGCUCUCAGGAAACUCAAAGUCGCAUCCACCCCGUUCCCACGGACACACGCAUCUUUCCGCGGCAAGGUCACGGAGCUCGGCGGGCAGCGCGUGAGCACACACGGACCUCUACGUUUCAUCUGAAAGCAAAAACUCAGCGUUAAGGUGGGCCAGUGAUGCCACCCCCCACCUCUGGUGCUGUCGUGCCCCCACCGGACGGUGGGUGGGGGUGGGCGGUGGUGCUGGGAUCCUUCAUCUCCAUCGGAUUCUCCUACGCCUUCCCCAAAGCCAUCACGGUCUUCUUCAAAGACAUCCAGAUCAUCUUCGAUGCGUCCUACAGCCAGGUGGCCUGGAUCUCCUCCAUCAUGCUGGCUGUCAUGUAUGCAGCGGGUCCCAUCAGCAGCAUACUGGUCAACACCUACGGCUGCAGACCCAUCGUCAUGAUGGGCGGCUGCCUUUGUUCCACGGGCAUGAUCUUAGCGUCCUUCUGCACCAACGUGAUGCAGCUUUAUUUCUGCAUCGGUGUCAUCGGAGGACUUGGAUUGGCCUUCAACCUGCAGCCAGCGUUGACGAUGAUAGGCAAAUAUUUCUUUAAGAAGCGCCCCAUUGCUAAUGGGUUAGCGAUGGCAGGCAGCCCAGUCUUCCUCAGCACUCUGGCACCUCUCAACCAGUAUCUCUUCAACCAGUAUGGAUGGAGAGGCAGCUUCCUCAUCCUGGGCGGGCUGCUGCUGAACUGCUGCGUGGCCGGCUCCCUCAUGAGGCCCCUCGGACCGCCGCCCGGCAAGGUCAAGAAGGACGAGCCGCUGGCCGCUGUCACCACUACGACUGAAAAGCGCAGCCUCUGGCAGAUAGUCAACAAGUACCUGGACCUGACACUGUUCAAGCACCGGGGCUUCCUCAUCUACCUGUCAGGCAACGUCAUAAUGUUCCUGGGUUUCUUUGCACCCAUUGUCUUCCUCGCCGCCUAUGCUAAAGACAUGGGUGUGGAUGAAUACUCUGCUGCCUUCCUGCUCUCAAUCUUGGCUUUUGUGGACAUGUUUGCCAGACCCUCCAUGGGGCUGCUGGCCAACUCACGAUGGGUUCGCCCCAAGAUCCAGUAUUUUUUCAGUUUCGCUGUGCUGUACAAUGGGGUGUGCCAUAUCCUUUGCCCACUAGUGGAAAACUACACUGGCCUGGUGGUGUAUGCAGUAUUCUUUGGCUUUGCUUUUGGCAUGGUAAGCUCAGUGCUGUUUGAGACAUUGAUGGACCUGGUUGGAGCGCCAAGGUUCUCCAGUGCUGUGGGACUCACAACAAUUGUAGAGUGCUGCCCUGUUCUCAUUGGUCCACCAUUAGCAGGGACACUUGUCGACGUCACCAAAAAUUACAAGUCCAUGUAUUUCUGUUGUGGUGGAGUUGUCAUCCUGGCGAGUAUUUGGCUUUUUAUCGGAAACUUCAUUAACUACAGACUCUUGGAGCGUGAGCGCAAGCAGGGGGAGAUGUACAAACGAACUGAGACGGAAGAUCCCGAUGGAGUUCGGGAUGAGAAGGAGGCUGACGGUGCGGCCCAGGCCUCCGAAGACCUGGCCGACCAAAACCAAAAAGAAGCAGAGCCCAUGCAAAGAGAGACUAAUAUUUAAAACCGUUCUACACUGCCAAACCUUGACCUUUCACCCCAGCUGCAGCUGAGCAACACCUUCAAGUAUAAAACAACUGGGCUCCAGGCCAAGAGUUGCCUCUCACUGGACAACCACAGUCUGGUGGGGGCGCUCCUGGUUUGGCAGUCUGAAAAUAACUGCCAAAGCAACUGUGGUGUUGUAGGGAAGGUGAUGUACAGUAUCUGUUUUUAACAGCACACUAGCUGUGACUACAACUGUAAUAAAAAGGCGGUAAACAUUAGAAACUUACAGACAAAACUUCCUAUCUUUUUUCUGCCAUUCUCAUCCAAGAUAAGCUCUGGGACACGACAGAUAUGCUGCUGAUUUUAAUGUACGAACGGUACAUCCGCCGGAGUGUUAAUUUAUUCAUAAAAUAAACACAUUACUUUGAUUCACUUUGACUGAAUUGAAAUCGUUCAGGAUCAAACAUCCAAAAGCUGCAUCAGUCUGUUAUUCUGGUUUCAGCUGGUUUGGAAAGCCAGGUGAACCCAUACUGGAAUAUGAAGAAAAUACAAGCCAGAUGCAUUCCCCAGUUUAAAGGCCUUUCUGAAAUUCUAUUAGUAUUUAAUUAAAUAAAUCACACAUGGAUCCAGUUGUGAACAAAUACAUUGAGUGCAUUCACAUCACAUAACAACAGUGUGUUUAAUAUGUGCCCUGCACUGCCUCCUACCGUCUGGGAGGAUACUGGCAACAGUGGAAUAAAUCCUGCAGAAUCUGAAGCAGUCUGAUUCCACCUGGAAAUCAUUUGAGUUAAUGAUUUACUCUGUGGGUUACCAUUGUGUGUUAAAAAAAAUUUUCGUCAUGUUAACGUCACAAAAUGAAGAUCUGAAGGAACAUUAAUGUCGCAGCAUACUUAAGUUUUUGUUUUCUGCUGGAAAGAGAAGCAACACGUUUUUUUUUUUUUACAUUUUCUUUGUCUUUCUCCUUCAAGUUGACAUGAAAAGUGGGAAAGAAUGCCAAAGUAAAAAUUGGCCGUUGGUGUCAGAGACAAAAUUAAACUAAAGUAGUUUUCUUUUUUUCUGUUUUUUUUUUAAAGGGGUAAAUGCUGGCAGUGCUGCCACCUACUGGCCUGGCAUGUAUAUUCCAGAAUUGAUCUAGGAAUAGUGUCUUGGAUAUUGAUUUAUUUUUUUUCGAGGGCUUAACAAAAUAAAACUGACUCUGACUGGAUUCCUCAAUUAUUACAACUAACUUUUCUAAAAAACUGAACAGAUGUGGUCACAGCUGGUGAUGCUGGUAUCCAUAUAUUACUCCGUCCUGAGCAUUGUAAAGCUGUGUAAACCUGUGCAAACCUUUGAUCAAGACAUAAAAAAUGCUGCAUUAACUGUCUUGGGUACAGUAGUCCCACUCUCAUAUCAAGUAUGCUGCACUAAAUGUCAAAUUGUCACACUUCAGUCCCUGACGUUGUUUUAAAAUUGCUGCAAUUCACUGAAUUUAAUUACGGUUGAAUGUAAUUUCCUCUGUGGGCCUUAAUAAGGUAUUAAUGACCAAAACCUCCGUCUGCGAACUGGGGGCCGUACACAGGCGGAGCCCAGGAGCAAUACACUCUCUCUCAUAUUAAUGCAAAUAUACAGGGAAAUGUGUUUCUAGUGGCAGUCCAGUCUGUGAUGCAUUGCCUUAAAUUUAAAUGCAGUGUAGCUUUUGCAGGGUAGUCAUAAAAUUAAUAGUGGACAGAAUAAUAUGAAGACGACAAACUUUGUGUUAAUGUGAGACAUUUUAUUUCUGCUGCAGUAAAGAGAAACUCACACCUGUUCCAUUUGUCUCCUAACAUAUCUGUGUUGGAAUGUGAAAGCUUUCAGUGAUCGUGUUCCGUGUCUCGUUGUUUCAGUCACUGACUAACCAUUUCCAUUCCUGAAUGUUGAACUGAAAAUUGUAAUCCAGCCAUGUGUGGUGUGUGGUGUGCACACGCAGACAUGCAGCAUGUUUUCCUUUGCUCUUCAGUGACAGUCGUGGAAAUACGCCUCACUGCCCAGGGCGCGAUUCUGCCAAGGGGCAGCACAAGAACAGCACUAGCUGCGUUUCCGAUACAAACAUGCGCAAAAUGUUGUCAGUAUUCUGCUAAUGUAAAAAAAAACAACACAUUUUUAGAAUUGCGGUGUUUCUAUUAAAUAAGAAAUACAAUUGAAGUCACACGAAAAAGUUUGUUGAUAGAGUAAGUAAUCAAAAAAACAUGCCAUGAACUACUUCCUGUUGCCUUCUUCUUCAUGGUUUGGACCAGUGGUAACAUCCAGUUGAUGAUCAUGUGACUCGUGUCAUGUAAACAACGUGUUUCCAUUGCAGUUUUGCAAAAUGCUCCAGUUUCAAAAUCACCUCAACAUUUUAUUGAGAAACUGGAUUUUUUUUCAAAACUGCCGCGUUUCCAUUGACCAAAUUUAUUUUCGGAAAAUCAAAUUGCGCAAUUAUAUGGUCAUUGUAAACGCAGCUAGUGUCAGUUGUGCCCACAUGAUUUUCAUUUCUUAAAUGCAUGUACAAUUUUGUUGAUCACUGUAUAACCACUGUAAGUAUGACCAAUAAUUCCAGCUAUAAUUCAGAUUUGAAACUAACCUGAUUUAGUGUUGUUAAGUAUUCGACCUUCUCUAGGUCAAAGUUUGAACUCAUCAAAUCUGACCUAGACAUAGAAAACAUAAUUUUGUGAAUUUUCAGACUGUGGGCUGUGGGUUGGGUCAGGACAUCAGGUCCGUCCUGGACUCCAUUCGUGCAAAAACCACCAAAGAUGUUACAUGCAAAAAAAACAAAACAAAAAAAAAAACAAAAACACAUUUUGGUUUGCUUCUUUGAGAGCAAUCAUAAACAAGAGGGGAUUUCCCCGUUCCUUCAGCUUACAGGUGUGCUGCAAAUCAUGGAAAUACGAUUCCAUCUGUGUUGCAGACCUUAAACCACCUUCUGUUAUCAGCCAGGAGUCCAGAUGACGCUCAGAGUGACGAGAUCAACCUGCUGCUGAGGGCUGAGUGAUCACUACUGAUAACUCUGCUCAUGGUUUCAGCCACCGGUUGCUUUUUUUUUUUAACACUAUAACUCAGUUUCACUGAGAUACAACAAAAUGGAAAAAUAGAAUGUUUUUCUCAUUCAGUUGAAAAAGUGAAACUCAUACACUGAUUUUUUAACACAUCUCAAAUGUUUGUUAUUCAUUUUAAACAUGGUUAACCGUUACUGAAAAACCCAAAAUUCAAAUUCUCAGAAUAUCGGAAUGUUACUCAAGACAGUUCAAGCACAUCAUUUGAAAGUUGAGUGGAUGGAAAACCUGUGGUAGAAAAAGCUGAUCUCGCUGAGAGGGAGAUAAUCAGAUGUAAAAAUGCAGAUGAGCUGAACAGUGCUAUAAUAAAUAACUUGUGCUUCACAGCCUCUCAAGUUUAAUUAUCUUGUUUUUCCUUCCACUCAACUUUCUGUGUUUCUUGGCUAACAGCCUUCCACUUCAGCAAUGACCUUUUGUGGAAGACGUUUGCUGAUAAAACUGUGGUCAGCAUUCUGAUCCAUGAUUGUGUUGCCAGUAACUUGUCCAUACAGUUUCUGUUUUUGUCAUGUUUAAUAUUCUAGACAGUUGGUUUGGUUUAUGUUUUACUCAUAACCAGUAAAAUAACCACAAAUAAUCACUUCAGCAUCAAUCUGUGUGCAAACAAUCCAUAUAAUAUGAGUUUCAGUUUUUGAAUUGGAAUUGCUAAAGUUUGUGAGAUUUGAACUUGUUGAAAUGUUCCACCUUCCUCUCCUGCGCUCACUGAGGAGAACUGGCUGUCUACCACAUAACACCGCCCCCUGCUGGCGGCUCAAACCGGAUUUUAAAUCUGUUUUCUUUCUACUGUCCAGGGUUUUGAGUCAUAAACUGUUCCAUGAUUUUUACACGUUCUUGUAAAAACACAACAGAAUGUUUAUCUUUUGAAAUAGAACAAAUAUAGAUGAAUGAAAUUUAGCGUUUGGCUUUUUAAUAGUGGAAUGAGCACUGACGCACUUCCAGAAGAAAUCUGAGUUACUUGAAAUACUAAGUGUGAAUUGUGAAAGGCCAACUGAUGCUGUAUAUUAUAAAUCUAUAUGCGAUUAACACCAAAAAGGCUUUUUAAUGUGAUGUGCAUUUGUUUGAUCUGUAAAGCCCAAUAGAAAGUCAUGGAAAUGAAAUGUUAUUUAUUAAAUCAUAUAUAAAGAAAUAAAAAUGUGAUGUGCACCAAUA
Messenger RNA from Poeciliopsis prolifica (blackstripe livebearer), 5869 nucleotides. RefSeq lists its product as uncharacterized. Gene Ontology annotation, molecular function: monocarboxylic acid transmembrane transporter activity. Gene Ontology annotation, cellular component: membrane. NCBI's taxonomy places the organism in Eukaryota, Metazoa, Chordata, Actinopteri, Cyprinodontiformes, Poeciliidae. The coding region runs from base 256 to 1695 and encodes 479 amino acids. Gene Ontology annotation, biological process: transmembrane transport; monocarboxylic acid transport. The record is from RefSeq and is a predicted model, not a curated record. The transcript has 5 exons.